UUCAUUGUAACUCGGGUAUGUUAUAAGUCAGGGACUACCGGUAUGAGAAACCAGUAAGACUGAUUGCUCUAAGGGAGCACAUGGGAGAUGGGAAUGGGAUUUGGAAGGAAAUACCUUAUUCUAUACAGUAUAUCCUUUUUUAAAGUUGAAAUUGCCCCCUGUGUAUCUAUUACUUAUUAAAUUUAACUAUUAGAAGAAAGAAAAGUUUGGUUUCAACAGCAUAUAAUUUUAAAGACCUUCUGUUCUCUUCACAGUGAUAUCCUGAGAGAAGAUGGGAAAGGGCUGCAAGGUUGUAGUUUGUGGAUUGUUAUCUGUGGGGAAAACUGCAAUUUUGGAGCAGCUUCUUUAUGGGAAUCAUACUAUUGGAAUGGAAGAUUGUGAAACAAUGGAAGAUGUGUAUAUGGCUUCAGUGGAAACUGACCGGGGAGUAAAGGAACAAUUACAUCUUUAUGACACCAGAGGUCUACAGGAAGGUGUGGAGCUGCCAAAGCAUUAUUUUUCAUUUGCUGAUGGCUUUGUUCUUGUGUACAGUGUGAAUAACCUUGAAUCCUUUCAAAGAGUGGAGCUGCUAAAGAAAGAAAUUGAUAAGUUCAAAGACAAAAAAGAGGUAGCAAUUGUUGUGCUAGGAAACAAACUCGACCUUUCCGAGCAGAGACAAGUGGAUGCUGAAGUGGCACAGCAAUGGGCAAAAAGUGAGAAAGUGAGGCUGUGGGAGGUAACUGUUACUGAUCGGAAAACUCUGAUCGAACCCUUCACUUUAUUAGCCAGUAAACUCACCCAACCUCAGAGCAAAUCGAGCUUUCCUUUGCCUGGCAGGAAAAACAAAGGGAACUCUAGCUCUGAGAACUAAAAAUCAUUAAUUCCACAACUGCUUAUUAGUGAUUACCUUUAAGUGUCUGUGAACAUGGUUAAGAUAAUAUUUAAAACCCCUAAGGAAGUAAUUAAGCACUUUAGGUUACACUUAAAAGAUCUGGCCUAUGUUUAUUAUUAUUGCCUGAUAUGAAAAAUUUUUCUCAUUCCCAUUCUUUGAAACCUGUUCCUGAAAUUAGCGCCUUUGUUAUUUACAUUUACAUUAUACUUGUCAAAACACUAAAAUAAAGUUUGGGUGGUAUACAGAUACACCUAGGUGUAACUUUUUCCUUGUUUCAUAAACUGUCAUCCUAAUUCUGUCUCAGCUCAAACAAAACUUUGUUUCUAAAGUUCACUAAUCAUCUAAUGUCUAGGGUUACAAAACAUAACAUUUCUUGUGCAUCUGUAUUGGAUCAACAGUAAAUAAUCUGGGCACUAAGUAAGCUGAACUUUCUCUUGUUGAGACUUUGCAAAAUGGAACAAACCCCAUAAUUUAACUUACCUCAAAUUGUAUGUUUAACGUGACUUGGGAUAGGCAGUAAGUAGAUUCAUCACUCAAAGACUUUUUUUUCCUUCUGCUGGACCCCGGUUGAUAUACCAAAUAUUAGAGGGCAAAACUGUUUUGUCCUUCUUUUGAAAAUGGCUCAGAACUUAAGGACAACAAAGCUUCCAUUUUCCAGAAGGAAUACUAUACUUUCUGAAAUAGUUUUCUGGAUACCUAGCCAUUCGGAAUAAAAUGUAUCAUAAAAAUAUAAGGCUACAGGUAGCCUUAAAGUUAGAUAACUGGUUUUCUGAAGAUUUCGGCAGGAUGUGAGCAAUGGGGUAAUUGUAGUUAGAAAGCUGACAGUAUUAUAACUAAUUUAAAAAGUAGGAAGCAAGCUACUUAUGGUUUCAGCUAUGAAAGCAGUUAACUAUUUGAUUUAAACAAAAUAUGAAAUAAGCUAUUCAGCGAAGAACAUGUUAAAACAUCUAGUAAAUUGUCACAUCUUAGAGUAUUUUUAAUAUGCUCAGGUGGCUCAGUUCGGUGAAUUCGAGCCAAGAAUUACUGCAUAUAUAGAAGGCAUGACAGUUACAAAUCAGCUAGUGCUACGACCGUAUAAGUUUAUUUUUCAUCAAAAAAAAAAUCAUCACUUGGAUAAGUCACCUUCUGCCUUCUACCCCAGUUAUCGAGUAUUGAUCAUUCUAACUUCUUCCUAUGCAUUGUACAUUCGUGGAUAAACAUUGUUAAGAUUAUUUUAAAUAAAUGAUAUGCUAGAUCACCCUGCAGUUUGCUCUUUCCUACUGAAUACAACUAAAAUCUAAGUUAGUAUACAUAGAAUUACCAUAUUCUUUCUAAAUGCUGUCAGCUUAGGUGUGUCUUCAUCCUGUGCACCUGGGUUUUUCGGGGGGGAGAUACAGAGAAGUAGAGCUGCCGGUGUGUAAAGUAUGUACACCUAGGUACUGCCAAAGUACCCUCUGAUGUGGUUGUACCAGCUGAUCUAUCCUCUAGCUGCAGCGGAGACCUGUCUCCCCACGUACUUGCCACCACAGCAUCUGCAAGUUAGGAAGUCCUUUUAAAACGAUAGAGCUCAUCUUUGAAAGAUGAUAGGUUAGGUUAUAUAACCUUUUCUAAGACAUUUCGAACUCUACCCUGCAAGGGUGUUAUAUAAAUUAGAGUAACGUACCAAUCCUAACAUAAGUGCUU
Trichechus manatus latirostris (Florida manatee) is the source of this 2533-nucleotide messenger RNA. RefSeq names its product NFKB inhibitor interacting Ras like 1 (gene NKIRAS1). Gene Ontology annotation, biological process: canonical NF-kappaB signal transduction; Ral protein signal transduction. Bases 272 to 850 code for a protein of 192 amino acids. The transcript has 3 exons. The record is from RefSeq and is a predicted model, not a curated record. Gene Ontology annotation, molecular function: GTP binding; GTPase activity; GTPase activating protein binding. NCBI's taxonomy places the organism in Eukaryota, Metazoa, Chordata, Mammalia, Sirenia, Trichechidae.